GGAAACUACUGCCGUAUUCAUGGCUGGCUAUAGCUAAGAGCGUACGAGAAAGGCAAGGGAAAAAAAGGUGGGAGGGAGUGUGCGCGGCCGUGGUCUACGCAUUGCCUGGGCUAGCGACUCGGCGGCGCUCAGUUACUCGACAACUUCGGAUGUGGAUGGAUAUGUCGAUCUCGCUCCCCAAACAUGAGAAAAGGUUACUCUGUCAAAAUGCAAGGCCGUGAAUGCUCAAUCGUGGAGUAUCCCCGGGCGGGUCUGCGGGUCCCGGACGCUCGCGCGGCUGCAGGCAACACUUAGAGGCUGCCACACUACGCACGCCACAAAAACAGCGUCAAAAUUCGUGUCGUAAUGGGUCUGGUGUCUUUGUUGAUGCGCGCUGUACUAAUGUGAUGCUGAUGCUGUGAACCUCCGAAAAUCUUCAGUUACAGCGCCUCGGGUUACCCGCGGCCAAGAGCAUCCCCUGAGACGGCCUCUAUGCAGGUGGUUGGCAGGGCCGACACUCCUGCCUCCCCGCCCUUCACGCCGCCCACACGCCAGGGGACGCGGCCACUCCAGUGACUUCGGGGCGAGUGGUGGACAUCGAGGACGCGCCAUAGGGCGGUGAUGGUGAAGCUCCAACGCUAGAGUGCGGAAGGCGUGCGGGCGUGGUGGUGCCGCGCCAUGACGGGUGGGCGGCGGCCAUGGCUGUGGGCGGCGGCGUGGGCGUGCGUGUGUGUGUGUUUGGCUCUGGCCGACGAGGAGGACCCGCUGCAGCACGAGGCACAGGUGGCUGCGCGCGACCGGCAGCUGACGCGGGUGUUGCGGCUCCUGGGCGUGGAGAAGCAGGAGGGGAGGGCACCCGAGGAGCUUGACGAUGAGCAGCAGCAGCAGGGGCAGCAGGGCGUGAGCGAGGGCUGCACCCGCCGCACGCUGGACCUCAUGGUGCCCGCCUCACAGCUGGACAAGUUCACGACGGAAACGCGGGCGGCUCUGCGUCUGGCGAACCUCCUCAACAACCUGUUUGUGGGCGUUCCCGAGGGCUUCGAACCCACCUACCCGACGCACGUGUUCCACGCCCUGGUGCGUGCCGUCCUCGAACACGAGCCCUCCAUCACCUCCUCCGCCGUAGCCUUCUUGCGAGGAGAGUACCACGCCCCCGCCGAGGAGGAGGAGCCGCAGGAGGUGUUCGGGGCGUACGGGUGGCGGCGGGCGGGCAGCGACGUGGCCACCACCGAGCUGGCGGCCCUACACAAUCACUCCAUCGACAACCCCGACCACCAGGACACCAAGUGGUUCACCGCCCACACUUCCUACAGCUUCACCCGCCGGAGGAUCAACAGCAGCAUGGUGGGGGGCGAGGAUGGUGCGUCCCCCGCCCCUCUCACCCUCACGCGGGCGGAGGACGGGAAGUGGGCACCCGAGCCGCUCUUCGACUGCGGCGCCUCCAACUCCUGGGUGCUUGCUCACUCCCUGCCCUUCUUCGCGCGCGCCGACAACGGUCUCUACGCCAGGCUCAAGGGCGUGGUGCUGGUGACGGUGCCCCUGGCGAAGGUGGACUUGGACCAGUGUGACGUGGACGAUCUUCUUGGGUCACAGCUCUUCGCCGGAACCCACAAGUGUGACGUGUCCACCACCCAGUGUGUGUCGGUGACGGGCAUGGGGUUUCGACGCGGGGGCUACAGAUGCCAGUGUCACCCCGGCUACUACCUGCCCCGCCCCGACCCCCGCUACUUCCAAGGGGCGGAGAUCGAGGCCGCCUACUCCCGCAGGCAGGGCUUGGAGGCCUUCAGGUGCCUGCCGUGUCCCGAGGGGUGCCAGCAGUGCUCCGCCUCGCUGCCCUGCCCCGUCAACACCCACGCCCUGUCCCGCCUGCUGCCCGCGUGCAUCCAGGCCGCCGCCGUCUGUUUGUGCCUCGUGCUGGCCGGCGUGGUGCUCAAGAUUCGCAAGUGUAAGGUGAUCGCGGUGUCACUAUGGACGAUGCUGGAGAUGGUGCUUCUGGGAGCCGUCGUCAUCUACUGCACGAUCUUCCUCCGCUUCGUCGAGCCCACCGUCACCCUGUGCAUGGUGGAGCCGUGGUUCAGGGAGCUCGGCUUUGCGAUCUUCUACGGCGCCAUCGUUCUCAAGCUCUACAGGAGCUUAGUCGACCACCGCACGAGGAAGGCGCACCGCUACGUCAUCAGGGACCGCGAUCUCCUCAAGUACCUGGCGGGGCUGGUGUCCUUCGUGACGGGCUACCUGGCGGCCUGGUCUGCCCUCAUGGCGCACCUGGCCACGGAGGGACACUCGCUGCUGGCCCUUGGGCGCUCACCUGAGGGGCUCGCCUUCACCACCUGCAAGUCCAUGUGGUGGGAGUACGUCACGGAGGCAGGUGAGCUGAUCUUCGUGUCGUUCGGGCUGUACCUGGCGUGGCAGCUCAGCAAGGCGGCGGGGGACUCGGGCGAGGUGGGUGAGCUGUGCGAGCGCCGGGGCCUCACCGCCGCCCUCCUCCUCGAGCUGCUCGCCUCCACCGUGCUCUACGCUGGCCGCCACGUCCUCUGGCUGCGCGCCCACCCCGACCACGCCUUCCUCGCCUACUUCGCCCGCACGCACCUCACCGUGACGCUCUCCCUCCUCCUCCUCCUCGUGCCCAAGCUGUGGUGCGCGGGCGGCGGCGGCGGGCGGGAGUUGCCUCGACGCACCUACUCCACUACCGAGGCGGGCCACGAGCCACGCUUCUGCGACGCCCUCACCAACGGGGACCUCGAGGCCUCCGACAUCAACCUUAGCCAGAUGGACCCCGAGGAGAUCAGGGCGGAGUUGAAGCGGGUCUACACGCAGCUGGAGAUUCUGCGCACCAAGACGAUGAGGAAGGACAACCCACACAUCUCCAAGCGGCGGGGCGGCAGGAAGGCAACGCACCGCCGCUUUUCCCUGCAGAGUCGCAAAGGAAGUCGAGAGAAGUCGUUCCACCGGCACCACCAACGCGCGCUGCAGCACACGUUGGAUGGCUGUGAGGGGGACAUGACCAAGACGCCCGAGGAAUCCGUCUGCUCCAUCGAGGGCCCUUCAGUCCUCUCCGUGUACGCCGACGGCCCCUCGGACAUGGGCACUCCCUCCAUCCUGCACAGGUCCUACAAGUUAUGAGAACACUUCCCCCAGAGCCCUCAACAACCCGAGCUGCCGCCAAUGGGACCAGCCUCGCCUCGCCCCUACCCCGCCAGGACCCGAAUCUGAGGCUUAGGGCAGCACUGCAGGCCUUACUGAGUGCUGGGCGGAUGUUCAUACCCUCGACCCCACAUGUGCUGUUUGUGUAAAGACUUCUGCUUCCCAUCCCGAGAGGCGCGACUGACUGACUCUCCCGCCUCAAAGACUUCAUGCUAGUUAGUGUCUGAGCUGCAAAGUGAGACGCAGGCGAGAUUUUUAAAGGAAUAAAAAUAAUCACAUAUACGUAAAUAACUGUCGUGUCUGUGUGUGCGUGUGUGUGUGUGUGUGUGUGUGUGUGUGUGAAGUCAUUCAUUUCACUGCUGCACUGGUGGACUACACGAUUGUCUUUUCAACCGCAAAGAAUGUACAAAUAGCUUGACAAAAAGAAAUAUGGGAACAAACAAACCAAAAACCAUGAUGCUGUAGAAAACACACUAUAGGGAAACAAACGACAUCAAAACGGAGCAAACGCAGACUCACACAAGACGUAGAGAAAGGAAGCAAGAUAACACAACCCUAGAUAGAUCACUUUAAUAGUACGUAUAGAACAGAGAGUACCAGUGUUUAUAAGGGCUUCGAGUGCAUAUCUGUAGUGGUUUUUUUUUAAUUCAGACGAUCUUGAAAAACAUAUAUAGAGAGUAGGCAAUACCAGUUGGCUCUAUAUAAUCUCUCUAUCUAUCUAUCUAUCUGUAUCUAUCUAUCUAUAUUGUAUUUCCUACCUCCUCCCUAGGACCAUAUAUAAAGGUUUCCACAUUCACCCCUCCCUCUAUUAAUCUCACUCAGUCACAAGCAGACAAAAUUCAUUCACCCACCCACUCACUCACUCCCCCGCUCACUGUGCUUUGAUCCAGUCAUUUCCAAAACUCCAUUCACACGUUCAUUCACCCACCCACUCACUCAUUCUCACUCACUCGCCCACUCGCCUCACUUCCCACUCACUCGUUUACGUUCGUCAGGUUAUUAUGAUAUUGCUUUGAUCCAUUAGAGUCACCGCAAAAAACAUAGCAACAAGGUACACCGGAUCAUUUUAUUCACUGGUUGAGGAACAAUGCGUUGAAUGUGUUUGCGAGGGCGUUCAGCAAGCGUUCAUCCAUGUGUGUGUGUGUGUGUGUGUGUGUGUGUGUGUGUGUAAGCAUUCAACCAGCGACUGUCAUUAGAAGGAAAAAAUAAGUCGCCUCCUCGUUACCAGACUAAAUCUAAAGAGUGAAGAUAUAUAUACAUUCUUUGUAGUGUGGCUUUCUUAGAUAAGCGUCCCCUGAGUGUGUGGGGGUGUGGGUGUGGGUGUGUAUUAGAGAAAAGAUGAAUAUAUCAGACUAUUUUAUCAAGAAGCAACCAUAUUUUGAGAGGAGAAAUAUGACGGGCAUUUAUUUUAUUCACUCCUGUUUGCAAUUUAGAAACAAACAUCUGCCUUUACCGCCUACGUGUGUGUGUGUGUGUGUGUGUGUGUGUGUGUGUGUGUGUGUGUGUGUGUGUGUGUGUGUGUGUGUGUGUGUGUACCGAAGGACCUGCAUGUCAUUUUCACUAAGCACACACAUGUAUACCUUCGUCGCGAGCUUGUGUUGAGAUGUAAAAAUAAGUGUCCUGUGCUUUAUAUGUUGUGUGUGUGUGUGUGUGUGUGUGUGUGUGUGUGUGUGUGUGUGUGUGUCAAUGCGUUUUAUAGAAAUGUAAAUUUGUCGAGGAGUUAAGUUAGGUCAAGGGCGGGGCUAAACACACACACACACACACACACACACACGCACACGCACACGCACACACACACACACACACACACACACACACACACACACACACACACACACACACAUAUUAUAUACAGAUGAUUUUUUUUCUCUCUACAAAAUCACAUCUUCGUCUCGCGCUGAAAGUAAAGAAUUCCCAACAGUUCCCAUCUACAAGGAAAAGAAACUAGCAAAGUAACGAAGGUAUCGCUUAAGUAGUGCUUGGAAGCGGCAAAAAGCAGUACGAGCGCCGUGACAGUUUAAGUACUGUAAAAUACAUCAGCGCACUCUGCCGCGGAGGAAUACAUGUAAUGUCGCGCCCGGUAACUCUUUGGUGUGGGGGUGAGCGCUAAGAAUGUUUAAUGAAUUUAACAACUCAAAGAACUGGCUCACUGAGUGGCUGAGUAUAUAUACUGAAGUUAGUGCUGCCACCUUCCCACGAUCUGUUGGACGAAGCAAUAGUUCAAUGGAGAGAAAACUAACUCGAAAUAUACAAACACGCAGCCAUAUGGGGUGACGCACUGAAUAAUUAGCGUGGUAGCUCCGAACAAUUCAAUGGGAGGGCACGAGUAUUACCUCCACGCGACAACUGCGUGUCACGAAACACACGAGAAAUUAAACUAGACUCGGGAAGGGAUUUACCGGCCCCGGGGAUCGAACCCGCGACCGGCGAGAUGGGAAAGCCAAUCUUAAACCAGUGGUGGAGUGAGAUGGGGAGGCUCUCAGCACCAGGUGGAUCAGUCGCUACAGUAUGAGGUGAUGAUCCUGUAAUAUUACGUUCUAAAACAAAUUACCUCCCGUGUGCCUGCCGUAUUGCCUGAUGCUAUCCAACGAUGCUACAGUAAAUGGACGCAUGGAAGGGUUGUAUGAGUUUGCAGGACAGUUAUUUUUUUUUCUUCGGAGUGUUUCGGAAUGAGUCGCUUGUGUGGUAGCCUGGGGAGGGUUGGGAGGGAGAAAGGGGAAGGGUUGCAGGCAUGUAAUUACAUUGAGUACUAUACCAAGAAAAAUAUAUAUGGGAAGUUUAGUUGUGGUGUACCAAGCUUUAUUAUCUGACUUUAUUUAAUCACCAUAUCCCAGCAAUGUUUUUGAGUAUUUAUGUUUCUAACGCAAGUGCUAAUAGGAUCGGGGUGUAAUUCCUUUCAGUACCAUACCAAGAAAAAUAUAUAUGGGAAGUUUAGUUGUGGUGUACCAAGCUUUAUUAUCUGACUUUAUUUAAUCACCAUAUCCCAGCAAUGUUUUUGAGUAUUUAUGUUCCUAACGCAAGUACUAAUAGGAUCGGGGUGUAAUUCCAUUCAGUACCAUACCAAGAAAAAUAUAUAUGGGAAGUUUAGUUGUGGUGUAUCAAGCUUUAUUAUCUGACUUUAUUUAAUCUCCAUAUCCCAGCAAUGUUUUUUGAGUAUUUAUGUUCCUAACGCAAGUACUAAUAGGAUCGGGGUGUAAUUCCAUUCAGUACCAUACCAAGAAAAAUAUAUAUGGGAAGUUUAGUUGUGGUGUAUCAAGCUUUAUCAUCUGACUUUAUUUAAUCUCCAUAUCCCAGCAAUGUUUUUGAGUAUUUAUGUUCCUAACGCAAGUACUAAUAGGAUCGGGGUGUAAUUCCAUUCAGUACCAUACCAAGAAAAAUAUAUAUGGGAAGUUUAGUUGUGGUGUAUCAAGCUAUAUUAUCUGACUUUAUUUAAUCUCCAUAUCCCAGCAAUGUUUUUGAGUAUUUAUGUUCCUAACGCAAGUACUAAUAGAAUCGGGUGUUACGAAAGUUGCACCUCUCUUAAGACCUCUUGUUCGAUUUUCUUUACAGGAGCAGGACAUAGCGGGAUUUUUCUUCUUUUUGUAAACGUGUGAGCUGCUUCCUCUUUAGAGAUAAAAAAAAAACUAUCGGCGACAUGCUCCCUCUCUGUACAGUAGAGCGUCGCGCGUGUCUGUGUAUCUGUUAGGGCAAGGGGUGGGAGGGGGCUGGGUAAGGGAUAGAGGGGGGAGCUAUCUCUCAGUUAUUUCUUACCUCAAACAUCACCUUAAUAACUUUUGGAUGAGUCCUUUACCCACCUCUGAUAUUCGCGUCUCAUGGUUAUUUCCUAAACCUGUUGGGAAAACUGUUACUCAAACUUUCCUCACUGCAACACCGUUUUCUUCUAGGCAUCUCACGACCCACACUAAAGCCGCUUGACAGUGCUAAGAGCUGUGUGCCUCCCACGAUCUUGUAUUAAGUUAGUUAUUGGUGGGAAAGUAGCGCCCCAGUCGGCAGUCUCGGGACCCAGAGCGAUAGAAUAUGAGAGUUUGGCGCCAUGUUACCCAAAGAGCCACUGGAAAUUGAAAUAGAUGCGGAUUCUUUUUCUUUUUUGUGUGUGUUUGUGGGCUCUGUACCGCUUCGAGAUCCUGACGAUAACGAACACAAAAAAUCACUCAUAUCAGUGCCAAUUUGAAUUUCGCACGGCUCUCUUGGUAACGACAUGGCGCUAGUAAUGAAGUUGGCCGAACUCUCCUAUCCCGUGGCUCUGUCGGGACCCAGCACCGAAGCACGACCGUAGAGGUCUGGACUGCACGGACGUGAGGCGUCAUGAGGGAACCACAACAUUACGAAGCUGUACGUCGAUCGUGUGCGAGCUAAUGAAACCAGUCUGCGGUUAUUUCAGACUCAUAACACAGUGCCGCUCUGUACCUCCCAUUCAGGAAAAUUUAAUGUAUAUAAUAAGAUAAUGAGGGCCAAUGGGACACUGUUGGAAAAGGAAGGAGAAUCGAGUCUCAAACGAUACAAAAACCCACGACGCCGCGUGUAUAUAUGAAAUGACUGGGCAAGAUGGGCCAAGCUUAGAGGGAAAAAAUACGCCUAAUAUGCAGCACACCGAAAGGCACAUUCUCUCGGGUCGUCAGUUUGUGCAGUGAAUAGGUGUGUGUGUGUGUGUGUGUGUGUGUGUGUGUGUGUGUGUGUGUGUGUGUGUGUGUGUGUGUUUUAUAUGGAAAGGUGUCAUAAUAGUUGUAUUGUAAAGUCCCUUACUGAACCAAGUCACUGUUUUACGUACGUGUGCGUUCAAAUUAUUAUUAUUCCACAAAUUGUGCCAAAAAAGGUGUAUUAUCCCAAUUAAUUCAACCACUGAGGAAAAAAGAUGGAAGAGAAAUAUGAUAUCAGUUUACUAGGAUAUUUUUAACUAAAGUUGUGUAGAAUGUGACUGCGAGAUAGUGAAGAAGCAAUGAGUGAAAGGGUAACAAAGGUAUGAGAGGAAGAUAAAAAUAAGUGAAACCCUCGUCAUUGGGACCUAAGAGUAACAAGUGAGAAAGUGUAACAAAACAAAGCAACAAGAGUGAGAUGCUGUGAGUGGAAGCCUCGUGCACAGGGGCCAAAAGUGGUGAGAAAAGGAAACGUAGCACAAUAAAUAAUGAAGAGUACGCUACAGUAAGUGAAAAAAAGCCUCGUGCAGUGGGGCCGCUCCUCCGUCUCAUCCACGCCAUGUCCACGGUACAGGUGUUUCCACGAUGUAUACCGCGCCACUACCCGCUCCCGGGGUAGUCCUGUAGGUGUGUUGACGUUCGCUCCGGGCACCUCACUCCUUAGUUUGCUGUCAGGCGUGUCACAAUGUUCAAACGUGAUGACCAUAGAGUUACCAGGCUGCUGCCGGCUCGACGGUGAGCAGCCUGAUGUCAUAGGUGUGUUUACUUUACUUCCGGAUACCUCACUCUUUAUUUCGCAGCAAGGCGUGUAAUAAUGUUCAAAUGUAAUGAAUAUAAAGUAAAUAUAUAUUUCAACCAAUCCCUUACCUAGAGAACACCUCACAAGACUACUAUGUGACUCGAUCGUGUGUGCGUGUGGAUAUGUGCGUGCCUGUGUAACAUUUGUUCUGUGUAAUAACCGAGAAAUGGAUCAUAUAAUUAUUUUUAAUGUGUAGCCACAGCAGUUCAGUGUUGAAGAGAAUAACCAAAUAAUUUUAAAUGUAACUCAAUCUUCCUAUUUUUAACCUGAAACGUGACGUAAUACUGUGUUGCCUCCUACUGACUGGCCAUGAGGAUACUAUUGAGGUAGCCUUCUACUGUAUGCUGACCUGCUCUCCGCCACCGACACCGACACCGACACCAGCCGCCACACGGAGUGGUCCAGCGCGGCCCGACACGCCUCCUCACCCGCCCCGCUGUCACUGUCUUCACCGAGUACACAUGCAGUCUAGUGGGAACAAAUGUCAGAUUAAAUAUGACACCUGUAUAUACUUACUUAAUAAUCCUACUCAAGGUGGUGUGACCUUUCUGUCAUACCCAUUCUGCGCUACUUGUAGACUGAUAUUACCUUAUUAUGUUCCAAAGUGUGAUAACUGUACGCUGAGACUGGACGUCAGGCUCAGUACAUUAUGAUAUAAUGGAAAGCAUAGGUUUAAGUACUCGUGCUUUAAGGUAUGAAAACUGUAGAAAUUAAUAUGGACUGGAAAUGGUUGACAAAAGUUGUAGGAUGAAACAUUUAAAUAAAAAUUUAAAACCUUGAAGCAAUAAA
Messenger RNA from Eriocheir sinensis (Chinese mitten crab), 9342 nucleotides. RefSeq names its product probable G-protein coupled receptor 158. The record is from RefSeq and is a predicted model, not a curated record. The transcript is spliced from 13 exons. Gene Ontology annotation, biological process: G protein-coupled receptor signaling pathway. Bases 658 to 3099 code for a protein of 813 amino acids. Gene Ontology annotation, cellular component: membrane. Gene Ontology annotation, molecular function: G protein-coupled receptor activity. NCBI's taxonomy places the organism in Eukaryota, Metazoa, Arthropoda, Malacostraca, Decapoda, Varunidae.